Sebastes umbrosus (honeycomb rockfish) is the source of this 2183-nucleotide messenger RNA. RefSeq names its product arrestin 3b, retinal (X-arrestin) (gene arr3b). Lineage: Eukaryota; Metazoa; Chordata; Actinopteri; Perciformes; Sebastidae. Gene Ontology annotation, biological process: G protein-coupled receptor internalization; visual perception; signal transduction. Gene Ontology annotation, molecular function: G protein-coupled receptor binding. The transcript is spliced from 18 exons. The record is from RefSeq and is a predicted model, not a curated record. Bases 252 to 1328 code for a protein of 358 amino acids.
CGUGCACCAAAACAGUAGCGUUCUAAUUAAUCAGAUUUCCUCGAAAAUAGCCUUCUUUAAACAGGCUGGGUAAGCUGAGGGGAGGGCUCCAAGGUUGGGAGGUCAUGGUAUAAAAGCAACCAGGAGUCAGUGAUUGGCUCUCACACACACGCAACACGGCGUCCGACAACAGUAACUGAUUACAGGAGACAGUAGAGAAGACUCGUGGACAGAACUGAGGGAGCGACUGAAUCUAUAACUUUGCUAUCAACAUGUCAAAGGUAUUUAAGAAGACCAGCGGCAACGGACAUAUUGCCCUGUACUUGGGGAAGAGAGACUUUGUGGACCAUGUGGAUUCAGUGGAAGUAGUUGACGGUAUUAUUAAAGUGGACCCUUCAGGUCUUGACGGCAAAAAAGUGUUUGUCUACCUUGCUUGCGCCUUCCGCUAUGGAAGCGACGACUUGGAUGUUAUUGGGCUGUCCUUCAGGAGAGACAUCUGGAUACAGCGCGUUCAGGUGUAUCCACCGACAGGUGAAAACACAACCAGAACACCAAUGCAGGAAUCCCUCAUGAAGAAAGUUGGAGAGCAAGGAUGUCCCUUUACCUUCCAGAUGCCAACAAAUCUCCCAUGCUCAGUCUCCUUACAGCCUGCGCCAAAUGAUUCUGGCAAGGCUUGUGGUGUGGACUUUGAGGUAAAAGGAUACAUUGCCAAUGCAGCCAACAAUGUUGAUGAAGUCAUUGAAAAGAAGGACACGUGUCGUCUGAUGAUUCGCAAAAUACAAUUUGCACCAGCUAACAACAAGCCCGGACCCAAGGCUGAUAUUGCCAAGCAGUUUAUGAUGAGUGACAAACCUUGUCACUUGGAGGCCUCCCUUGAAAAAGAGAUUUACUACCAUGGAGAUCCAAUCACCGUCAAGGUGAAGGUCAACAACGAAACCAACAAGGUUGUGAAGAAAAUCCAAGUCUCAGUUGAGCAGCUAACAAACGUGGUGCUCUACUCAUCUGACACUUACACCAAGGCAGUCUGCUCUGAGGAGUUUGGGGAGACAAUUAACUCCAACGCCACAUUGGAGAAGUCCUUCCAAAUAACCCCCCUGCUGGCCAACAACAAAGAGAAGCGGGGUCUUUCAGUGGACGGACGGCUAAAAGACGAGGACACCAACCUAGCAUCCACCACCCUGAGUCAAGGAGACAAGGAGAUGCAGGGAAUCAUCAUCGCCUAUAAAGUCAAGGUCAACCUGAUGGUCGGCGGAGGAGGCCUGCUGGGUGGCCUAACAGGAAGCGAUGUCACUGUGGAGCUUCCUCUGACUCUGAUGUCCCCAAAACCUGCCGAAGUCCAAUUGGAUUAAACGCCUCAGUAGUUCAGGACAGACAUCUCACUUCAGGACACGGAGGGUUGAGACGACCCGCGAAGGAAAAUCACCUCUCUGACAGAGAAUACAGAACACAAAGGAACUCAGCACCAAUGAAGAAAAGUACAAAGUGUCAUUGAAUCACUACAAUGUUUUUAUUUCACCUGUACAUAUACAGUUUUAUUAGGCAGCAUUACCACGAAAGGAGUCACUGAAAAAGAGUCUAUACUCUGUGUGACAUUUCUCUGAAUACCAUUAUAGAAUUAAAUAGAAAUAAACAUGUAUUGUACAUUUUUGUUUGUCAAAAGAAAUGUCCUAUAGUAUAGAGUGUAGACUUUUCUUUCUAUGUGUUAUGAUUACCAAACCUUUAUCUAUCCUUAACCUUUAUUGCUGUGUCAUUAGAGCCAUGAUAUAUUAUGACCAAAUGUACAGCUGUGGGAUGAAUAUCCCCAAAAUACUCCUAUUGUGUCACUCUUUAUCAACAGGAGCAGUUAAUAAACACAUUGGUUCCCCAAUUAUUUGAUUAUGCUUGUUUAUUUUGCUCAGUAUUUUUAUGUAAAGCCUUGUGUUUUGUUUUUAAAACUGAGAGCUUCAUUAUAUCAACAAAGUGCUUCAUUACAAAAAUGACAAAUUGGAAAAAAAAAAGUAGCUCUGAUAUGAAGAGUUCAUUCUAAGUUAACAAAAACACAACGAUUCUUAGUUUCAGGUGAUUUAUACGCAAAUGAAAACAUAGUUAUGAAUAUUAUAUUCCUGCUAAUAGGUCACCCAAAAUCCUACACACUGGCCCUUUAAUAAUUUUACUAAUAAAAGUGAAAGAACCAUUUUAAAACAGUGUUUUCUUAUCAAAGCUUU